AUGUUAUCAAGAUCAAUAAUAAGAAAUUCAAGGCAAUUACUAAAAUUACAAUCAAAUAAUUUAAUAAGGUCAUCAACCAUAGUGCCAUCAACAAUUACAUUCUCACAUCCACAACAACAAUCAAUUAUACCCACAACAAAUUCAAUAAUCUCUAAAAGAUCAUAUCAUGAAAAAGUUAUCGAUCAUUAUGAAAAUCCAAGAAACGUUGGAACAUUAAAUAAAAAUGAUGAAAGUGUUGGUACAGGUUUAGUUGGUGCACCUGCAUGUGGUGAUGUAAUGAGAUUACAAAUUAAAGUUGAUGAAAAAACUGGUAAAAUAGAAGAUGUAAGAUUUAAAACUUUUGGUUGUGGAUCAGCAAUAGCAAGUUCUUCUUAUGCUACUGAAUUAGUUAAAGGAAAAACUUUAGAUGAAGCUUUAGCUAUAAAAAAUACUUUUAUUGCUCAAGAAUUAAGUUUACCACCUGUUAAAUUACAUUGUUCUAUGUUAGCUGAAGAUGCUAUAAAAUCUGCUGUAAAAGAUUAUAGAUCAAAAAGAUUUAAUAAAAAACCAACAUUAGGUCCAGAUGCUGUUGCUACUGAAAACAGUGCUACUACUGCUACUACUGCUUAG
Molecule: messenger RNA, 609 nt
Organism: Lodderomyces pseudojiufengensis
Lineage: Eukaryota; Fungi; Ascomycota; Pichiomycetes; Serinales; Debaryomycetaceae
Gene: ISU1
Product: iron-binding protein
Exons: 1
Coding region: 1-609 (202 amino acids)
Biological process (GO): intracellular iron ion homeostasis; iron-sulfur cluster assembly
Cellular component (GO): mitochondrial matrix; cytoplasm
Molecular function (GO): ferrous iron binding; 2 iron, 2 sulfur cluster binding
Source: RefSeq, a predicted model, not a curated record